Messenger RNA from Fonticula alba, 667 nucleotides. Its product is annotated as 60S ribosomal protein L37a. Gene Ontology annotation, molecular function: structural constituent of ribosome. The coding region runs from base 201 to 476 and encodes 91 amino acids. The record is from RefSeq and is a predicted model, not a curated record. NCBI's taxonomy places the organism in Eukaryota, Rotosphaerida, Fonticulaceae. The transcript is spliced from 3 exons. Gene Ontology annotation, biological process: translation. Gene Ontology annotation, cellular component: ribosome.
CGCCCAGCCCACUCACUCCAGCCCAUUUUCUGCCGAGUGCGCUUGUGUUUGGUGCGAGAGCAGUGUGCCUGACGGUUCCUGAUCCGGCAGGGCUGGGGCUUUUUAGGGGCCCUUGUCGUCCACCCCCCACUAGUGGGGUGGUCUCUCUCCUUGUUGUUUUGUUUUGGUACUUUCCUCACUUACAGUCAAGGUUUUCUAAGAUGUCCAAGCGUACUAAGAAGGCCGGUAUCGUCGGUAAGUACGGCGCCCGUUACGGUGCUUCCAUCCGUAAGAUGAUCAAGAAGCAGGAGGUCACUCAGCACGCUAAGUACACUUGCUCUUUCUGCGGUAAGGACACCGUCUCCCGCUCUUGCGUCGGUAUCUGGAAGUGCUCCGCCUGCCGCAAGGUGAUCGCCGGUGGUGCCUACACCGUCGCCACCCCUGCUGCCUCCACCGUCCGCAGCUCCAUCCGCCGUAUUCGUGAGCUCCAGCAGUAAGAGUGUGUGGUUCCUCCCCUCCCGGGAGAGAGACGCCCUCUUUCUUGUUCCUUGUUAACGCUGAUUCACAGAAGCCCGAUGUGUCUGUGCUCUCCGGCGCACGCGGGGAAGCCUUCGAUCUAUUUUCGGAUACUUUGUUCGCCCUCAAAAUAGACUCACGGGCCCUCACAGGUCAACUCUACAGUUCCGCC